This is a messenger RNA of Coregonus clupeaformis (lake whitefish), 1005 nucleotides long. RefSeq names its product interleukin-12 subunit alpha-like. Gene Ontology annotation, molecular function: growth factor activity; interleukin-12 receptor binding. Gene Ontology annotation, cellular component: extracellular region. Gene Ontology annotation, biological process: immune response. The transcript has 6 exons. The record is from RefSeq and is a predicted model, not a curated record. Lineage: Eukaryota; Metazoa; Chordata; Actinopteri; Salmoniformes; Salmonidae.
UACCUGAAUUACUUUCAAUGUAUAUUUUCAAACAUUGUUAUAGUGCCCGGGAAAUCCCUGCCCAGGAAAGUAUAAAAACACUGAGAGGUGAAGCAAGACAUACAAAAUAAUUUGGAUAAACCAAGGAUGAACAUUGUUAUAACCAUGACGCCAAACACCAAGCUUUAUUUGGAGUUGAACACCAGAACACACACGGUGUCAGUAUGCACGCCAAUGGCUGCCCAACAGAACUCAACAUGUUCUGGAGUCACAAACUCAGAGUUUGAUCAGGACAAGUGUCUGAGGAACAUUGAGGAGGAUCUACGUUGUUAAAGUGACAUGCUGCAAGUUAUUGAUCCUAAACUGCUUGGACUCACUGUGCUGCAAAACCUCAAAGAGAUUAAGGAGAAUUGCUUCUCCUCGUCUUUGUUGGGAGACUGGUCGUCUCAGCAGGAUACUCAAGGUUGUAGGCCUACUCAAGGUACUGCUAAUCAAAAUCCCUUUGAUGAAAGGGUACAUCUGUGUAAAGUGCUGAAGGGGUUCCGGGUUCGCACCAUCACCAUCAACAGAAUCAUUGGCUAUAUUCAUGCUGGAGACCACAAUAUGUAAGGUGGCAUCCUUAUCAUGGACCAGGCAUGUUGGAGAAUAUUCCUCAUCACCAUCAUUGUCGUCUUGAAAAAAUAAUCACGUUUUCAUGAACACCACCAAGUUGCCUUUGUCAAUGUUAUGUCCUGUGGACAAGUGUUUUUUAAAAAUCUAUAUUAUCAUUUAAUGACAGUUUAAAAAAGCUACCGAAGAUCUAGAAUUUAAAGGAGUCAAAUGUUUGUUACAUAUUGCUAAUAUAUAUUCAUCUAAGUAUUUAUGUUGAUUUGUUUUACUUCAAAAGCUAAAUAAUUUUCAAAUGUGAUAUUUAUUAUCAACCUAAUGAGUUGUAUUAUUUAUUUGCCUAAUUUAUGAUUGUAAAAUAUUUAUUUUCUACAUAUCAAUUUAACUUAUUUCAAUGUUUACACAGUUUUUGUUGAAACA